Daucus carota subsp. sativus is the source of this 2859-nucleotide messenger RNA. RefSeq lists its product as uncharacterized. Gene Ontology annotation, cellular component: cytoplasm. Gene Ontology annotation, molecular function: protein binding. The transcript is spliced from 6 exons. NCBI's taxonomy places the organism in Eukaryota, Viridiplantae, Streptophyta, Magnoliopsida, Apiales, Apiaceae. The coding region runs from base 637 to 2667 and encodes 676 amino acids. The record is from RefSeq and is a predicted model, not a curated record.
UUCAUGUUCGGUCCGUACGCUAAGUCACUCCAUGCUGUUUUGUGUGGACAAAAAACAGCUCUGUCUUAAUUAGAAAAAACACGUAAAAUAUCUUUCAAAAAUCUUCAACCAAAUUUUAUAAUAAUCUUAAGAGACUCUCUCCCUCUCCUGUGAUAUAUACACACAGAAUCGUAUAUAUACAUAAGAGGGGACAUUUAGGUUACAGAGAGACGAAGAUAAUUUUAUAUAAUAAACUCAACAAUCUGGCUCUGAAGAGGUGGUCAUCGUUUAAUUCUGUAAGGAUCAAAAGUAUAUAGCUACCAAGAGUAUUCUUUCAGUCUGGCCAGCUCAACAAAGUUAAAUUUUUCUCGCUCCUCUAAGAGGUUGUGGGGGGAUCACGAAAGUGUGAUCUUGCUUUGUGUUAUAAGGAGAUCUAGAUCAUCAGUUAUUUGGAGACUGCAUUGUGUCUUAAUGGGUUUAUCCCUAGACUAUGGCUAAUAUCAACAUUAGAUCUAUCUGUGGUAGCUUGUGAAGGAAUCAAUAUCAUUCUGAAGAGACAAGAUAUUUGUUUCAGGCUUCUGGAUGUAUUGAGCAGCUAAGUAGAUUAUAACGAAACAAGUAUCCCUGUGGUGAUGUAUCUGGUGCAGUUCUGACAAGAUGAUUGGAUUUACAUGCUUUAGUGGCCACAUUUAUUCCUCAAAACCAAAGAUGAUAAACGACUUACCGGAAGAAGCAAUGCAUAAAGCACUGGAAGAUGGCAUUCACAAUCAUGAGUUUAAAAACAACAAUUCAUUUAGUGGGAAACCAUCGGAUUCUGGGGCAAAUGAAGAUGGUGUAUGUAUUACUGCUGAUCAGCUUACAACUUCAUCGUCCAUUGAUCAUAGCUGUAGAUUUGAUGAAAUAAGUAACAAGCGUAUGGAUGAAACAAAAGAUGUGGCUUAUACUACUCGGAUAAAGAGAAGCCAAUCUUUAGGAAAUGAGCUGUAUCGCAAGGUAAAAUUUAUAGGUGUUCCUUACUCAGGAGAGGACACAGACCAAGGGUUUUCUGUUGAUGGAUCCAAUGAUCGAAGUGGCUCACUUCUUUCAUUUGGUGAGAAGGAUCAUGAGGUUAGUACAUCUGAAAAAUUUCCAGAAGCUUUACAUUCUGUUUCUGUCCAAGUGAGUUCCGAUCUGGUACGUGAUGGAUCAACUUUGUUCAUUGGAGAUCCCCAACAAAAAGUUGAAUGGCCCGAUAUCUCUGAUACACAGUUUCCUGGUGACUGUGGCAACCAUGCCCCAUGCAAUCAGCGGACCGCAAAUGUUCUUCCAAGAUCAUAUUCUUCGUCUGACGUACUUGCUUAUGGGGGACAUACUAAAACUCGAUAUUCUGUUCCCCGUGCAACAUCUUGUGCCUACCUAAAUGCUUUAGAUAAGCAGGAAGAUAUGAUAGCACACAAAAUAUGUACGCGUGCAAAUCAAGAUGGCGAAGAAGAUGAUAGUGCAGAACAUUGUGAAAAAACAAUGAUGCAGGACUCCGCUAAUGAUGGUUAUGAUGGUUAUAACUAUGUUGGUACAGCCAAAGAUUGGGUACUUCCAGAUGAGGCAAACACAUCAAAGAAUCAGUUAGACUCUAUGGUUGAUACUCAGGAAGAACACCCUCCUAAGGAUUUUAAGAUAAAACGCAUUGAGGAGUGGGUAUCAAAUCUACAGCAUUGCAGCCCUUCAGAAGAAAUAUAUGAUCUGUCCACAACAUGUGAUUAUCCAGCAGAUACUGGGAGCAAUGUGUCUAAUGGUUUGUCACCUACAAGACAGGAUAGCAAGAGCACACCUGAGAUGGAUACUGUCAAGAGAUAUAUCUCUUCAUUGAGUGCUACAUCCACUAGUGCGCAACUUGCUAACCAUGGCUUAAUUGCGAUACCUUUCCUCAGUGCUUUUGUAGGCCUAAAAGCACUUAAUUUGUCUGGAAAUGCUAUAGUGAGGAUAACAGCUGGCGCUCUUCCUCGAGGACUCCAUAUCUUAAAUCUGUCGAAGAAUAGCAUUUCAACAAUUGAAGGAUUACGAGAACUCACACGACUUCGUGUACUUGACCUGAGCUACAAUCGGAUAUUGAGGAUUGGACAUGGCCUAGCAUCCUGCUCUUCCUUGAAAGAGUUGUACCUAGCUGGAAACAAAAUCAGCGAGGUUGAGGGUCUUCACCGCCUUCUGAAGCUGAAUGUCCUUGAUUUCAGAUUCAAUAAAAUUUCAACCACCAAAGGUCUUGGCCAACUUGCAGCCAACUACAAUUCCUUGCAAGCAAUUAGCAUAGAAGGGAAUCCAGCUCAGAAGAAUGUCGGGGAUGAGCAACUGAAAAAACAUCUGCUAGGUCUUCUUCCCCAGCUAGUUUACUAUAACAGGCGUUCUAUCAAAGCGGGUAGCACAAAGGAUUCAGGCUCAGCUAGAUUACAUCAGUUCGACCGUGGUCUUAGGUCAUCAGAACUUAAGACUGCACGAUCUCACAAAAAACCACCUUCUGUGAUUCAUGGUCGAAGAAAUCAUCAAGCAGUCACCCAAGUAAAACCAACUAGGGACAAACAUGGACGCUUGCCUCCUAGUGGAAUGAAAACAGUUUCCAGAGCAAGUUUUUAUGAUUUCGGCAACAGGGGGAUCAGUUUCAAGCCAGAUCUUGGAAUGCAUAGAAGUCGCAGCAUGGGACACCUUGGAGAUCUUUGAGCUAUAAAGCCUGAAGAUUAUGGUUAUUUCUUAUCAUGGCUGAGAGCAAUGUCAGCUGGGCCUGGAUAGUAGUUAAUUUUCCUUUUCAGUAGAUAGGAUAUAUUACAUACUAUUAAUUGUAUUGUUUCUCAGUAAUGAUGAACUUUCACAGAUUGUAAUUUGUUUACAAAUUUGAAACAAUAUUUUGCUCAA